Esox lucius (northern pike) is the source of this 3489-nucleotide messenger RNA. It is a transcript of the gene col9a3, whose product is annotated as collagen, type IX, alpha 3. The record is from RefSeq and is a predicted model, not a curated record. Lineage: Eukaryota; Metazoa; Chordata; Actinopteri; Esociformes; Esocidae. The transcript is spliced from 32 exons. Bases 477 to 2513 code for a protein of 678 amino acids.
GUCCUCCCAGAAGUCUCCGAUUUUUUCUCACUGGAAACCGAUCUUUUUCGCCAUAUUGAUGUGCCCUAACAUAUCGUAAAAUAUUAUAUGUGGUAUAAUCUGCACAACACAGAUGUUAGACGGUAGAGGUCGGUUUCGGAUUGUGCAGUAGUGUCCCCCUUGAUUUUAAAUUAAGUUAUAGCUCAGCCCACUUUCACUGGAAACGAAGUCGUGCCCCUGUACCUCGCCUUCUGCAUCAAUUUUGCCCCUCGCCCAAACCACCCCCUCCAUCCCUCUACACAGAACGUUUGAGCUCAGCCCCUUCGGCUGGAGGCUCGGGUUUAUCUGGAAUCAACGUGAAAGCCAUUCAGGAGCCCCGCGCUGUAAGGUGAAGAAGCGGUCCGUCUCGAAACCCGGGGGAGAGCGUGCAAUAAGGACUGGGAACGGGGUUUGACGUUUUCCGCGUAAACUCGGAUUUGAGGGGAUAACGGGGAGCCAUGGCUAUGUUCUCAGCUCUCGGGCUGCUCUUGCUGUGCCAGCUUUUGACAUCAUCUACGGCCCAGAGACCCGGCCCCCGUGGACCUGUUGGGCCGCCAGGACCCCCAGGAGCCCCCGGAAGGGAUGGUACUGACGGAAAAGAUGGCCCUCCUGGACUUUCUGGGAAACCUGGACCCAAGGGGAAAGCAGGGUUACCAGGAGCAUCAGGGACCCCAGGCCUGCCCGGCCUUCCAGGAGUGGAUGGAUUGACAGGUCCUGACGGCCCUGCUGGGAAGGACGGUCCCCCGGGAGAGAUGGGUGAUCCUGGACCAUCUGGGCCGGGUGGUCCUCCUGGCAGAGGGAGACCAGGAGCUCCAGGACCUCCAGGAGUCAAUGGACCCCCGGGUAGAAUGGGACCACAGGGGACUCCAGGCCCUGAGGGUCUAGCUGGAUUGUCUGGACCUCCUGGCCCUGAUGGACCCCCAGGUCUCCCUGGGGCUCUUCCUGAAGGCAGCGGAGAUCUGUUGUGUCCCGCCAUCUGUCCUCCUGGUCCCUCCGGCCCUCCUGGAAUGCCUGGGUUCAAGGGUCACACGGGACACAAAGGAGAUAAGGGGGAGGUUGGAAAAGAUGGCGAGAAGGGUGAUCCCGGCCCUCCUGGUCCUCCAGGUAUUCCCGGCACUGUGGGCCUGCAGGGUCCCCGUGGUUUGAGGGGACUUCAAGGUCCGAUGGGGGCAGUAGGAGACAGGGGUUUCCCUGGUUUCCGAGGCAAACCUGGUAUUACUGGCGUGAUUGGCAAGACAGGUGAUGCUGGAGAGAAAGGACCAGAAGGAUUUAGAGGGCCAAAGGGAGAGAUUGGCAAAAUUGGUCCAAAAGGUGUUCCUGGCGGUGCAGGACCUAAAGGGGAACCGGGCAUCCCGGGCAGAGAUGGGAAAGAUGGCACCCAGGGACUCGACGGCGAGAAGGGUGACGCUGGACGGAAUGGUGUGCCCGGUGAGAAAGGACCAAACGGCCUUCCUGGUCUACAAGGGAAGGCUGGCACAAAGGGAGCCAAAGGAGGAGUGGGCGACCCAGGAGAGAUGGGAGAGGCCGGGCCGUCUGGAGAGCCAGGUAUUCCUGGUGACAUCGGCAUCCCAGGAGAGAGGGGCGAGCCAGGACCCAGAGGAGUGGCUGGGGGCAUCGGACCAGUUGGCAACAUUGGCAUUCAGGGCAGCAAAGGCUUCCAGGGAGUAAAGGGGGCUCUGGGGGACCCCGGCCUUCCGGGACCAACUGGAAUCCGUGGUGAAUUUGGUGAGAGGGGUCCAGUCGGAGCGUCAGGCCCAAAAGGAGAAAUGGGCGUGGCAGGAAGUGAUGGUUUGCCCGGGGAGAACGGAGAACCUGGUCCAUUUGGUCCAGUUGGCCAAAAAGGAGAGUCUGGGAAACGUGGAGAGCUGGGACCAAAGGGUGUGGUGGGACCACAGGGAGAGCUUGGAGCCAGAGGGGUUCCUGGAAAACCAGGCCUUAUGGGCUUCCAGGGUGAACAGGGUCUGCCUGGCAUCGCUGGCAAGAUUGGUGUUCCUGGUAAACUGGCAAGCGAACAGCACAUCAGAGAAUUGUGUGGAUCUAUGAUUGAUGAUCAGAUUGCACAGCUGUCUGCCAACCUCAGAAGGCCCCUGUCCCCUGGCCAAGUUGGUCGCCCAGGCCCUGCCGGACCUCCAGGGAAGCCAGGGGAAAUAGGGUCUAUCGGCCACCCUGGAACCCGUGGACCUCCUGGCUACAGAGGGCUGCCUGGUGACCUGGGAGACCCUGGUCCCAGAGGUGAUCUUGGUGAACAGGGUGAUAAGGGACCCAUUGGAAAGGCUAUCGACGGGCCCACUGGAGACCAAGGAUACCAAGGUAUCCCAGGAGUGCAUGGAAUCGUCAAAGACGGGCGCGAUGGAUCCCCAGGAGAUCCAGGUGAGCCCGGAGAGCCAGGUAGGACAGGUAGGACCGGGCAUUCGGGCUCCCCAGGAAUCUGUGACACUACAGCCUGCCAGGGGGCUAAUGUCCAUGGGAAAACAUCCAAUCCCAAGAAUCAUUAAACAUUACUUCACUCAUCCGGAACAUGCCACCCUCCGGGAGAUGUAAAAAGGAGGAAGAGGAGAGAUACAGGUCACAUUAUUUCCUCUUCAAUGUAUUUAAAACGAGAUGGGAACAGUGACAACAGAGAUUUAUUUUGAGAGGAAAACAAGAACAUCCCAUCAGUGUUAAAAGAAGGAAAACAGCAGUUUGGGUGAACAGCGAAGAGACAAACUGAGAGACAAAAAAUUGAGACUCGAUCCAUUUAUGAUAUGGACAAAGCUGAGUAAACAUUUCACAAGAGCACUAAAGAACACCUGCAUUGCUCCACGUACCAUCUAAUGUGAAUAACAAUUUAAUUACAAAAAACAACUGGAAACAAACUUUACUGGAAAAGUGCUUAUAGGCAAUUAUUUUUGAAAACCAUGUGUACAAAUGUGUGCUUGUUUCACCCCUUACCAAGUUACUUCAUGUACCCCCUCUGUAAUAUAACUCUCUAAAACACCACAACUGUGACUGUCUGUGCAGCAAAUGUGCAUUUGUAAGGUCCUUUCUGCUUAGACCGCAGGUGUAACCUCACAAGACAUGCUUACAAAAUGUAAAAUAUGAUUUGUGUCACUGAGCAAAAUGAAGUCUCUGCCAAGGAACUUUGCAUGUACUGCAACAGGCAAUGAAGAAACCUAAGUGCCCAGAUAUUUUGUAUAUUGAUGCAACCACCGUAUUUUCUGUCACUUGCUACACGUUUCUUUUUUUAAAGCAGCUUGUUAAGUAUUUUGGGUGCCAGAUUUUUUUCUUUUUAUCUUUUCAUGAAUACAUGUUUAAUUUUAAAACCUCCCCUUCCAAUAACUUUUGAAAAUAAAAACAUGUAGUGGAUGCAUCAGAUAUUGUAAUAGAGUAACUCAAUAACAAUUUGUGUGCUUUAUCUUUUUUACUUUGCAAUUCCCACAUCCACUAUGUACUGGUGCUGUAACUAUUAAAUAUACAUGACUUUAAAUACUA